Vicia faba (fava bean) is the source of this 1461-nucleotide messenger RNA. The record is from the annotation of a GenBank genome assembly. Lineage: Eukaryota; Viridiplantae; Streptophyta; Magnoliopsida; Fabales; Fabaceae.
AUGUCACCAACAUGUAAAAACCUUAGCUCAAACCUUAAAAUAAACAUGCUAUCAGAGGAGCUGAGAGUUCAAGGAAGAUUAGCCUUUCCAAUGGUGUUGAUGAAUUUAGCUUGGUUUGCCAAAACAGCUAUCACAACAGCAUUUUUAGGUCGACUCGGUGAGCUUAGCUUAGCCGGUGGUGCACUCGGGUUCACUUUCGCCAAUGUUACUGGCUUCUCGGUCUUGAAUGGUUUGUCUGGUGCCAUGGAGCCUAUUUGUGGACAGGCUCAUGGUGCUAAAAACGUGAGACUCCUUCACAAGACUCUUGUCAUGACAGUUAUAUUGUUGCUAUUGGUAACAAUUCCUGUUACUUUCAUGUGGCUUCAUAUCGACAAAAUUUUGAUUCAUUUUGGACAACAAAAAGAGAUAUCAACUGUGGCUGGAACUUUUGUUUAUUAUCUUAUACCUGAUUUGUUUGUUAUGUCAUUCUUGUGCCCCUUGAAAGCUUAUUUGAGUUCUCAAAGCAUCACUCUUCCUACCAUGUUUAGUUCUGGUGUAGCACUUGCUUUUCAUGUUCCUGUUAACAUCUUACUCUCAAAAACCAUGGGUCUAAAAGGGGUUUCCAUGGCUGUUUGGAUAACUGAUCUUAUUGUUGUGAUUCUUCUGGCCAUUUAUGUUGUAAUUCUGGAGAACCGAAUGGAGACUGCGUGGAAGGAAGGAGGAUGGUGGGAUCAGAGUGUCAUGGAUUGGAUUAGGCUUAUCAAGCUUUGUGGAUCUUGUUGUCUUAACACAUGUAUGGAGUGGUGGUGCUAUGAGAUUCUAGUUUUGCUUACUGGCCACCUCGCGAACGCUACGCAGGCGCUGGGAGUUUUAACCAUCGUGUUAAACUUCGACUAUUUGCUUUUCUCGGUCAUGUUGUCGUUGGCCACUUGUGUUUCAACCCGUGUCUCAAACGAGCUUGGCGCGAAUGAAGCUGACCGUGCUUACCGGUCUGCACGUGUGUCUCUAGGAAUAGGUUUCAUCGCGGGAUGUACCGGAAGCUUGGUGAUGGUGGCAGCAAGGGGAGUUUGGGGGAAAGUUUUCAGCCAUGAUAGGGGGAUUAUAAAAGGAGUGAAGAAGACAAUGUUGUUGAUGGCUCUGGUGGAAUUGUUUAAUUUUCCUUUGGCAGUUUGUGGAGGCAUAGUUCGAGGGACAGCUCGACCUUGGUUGGGUAUGUAUGCUAGUCUAGGGGGGUUUUAUUUCUUAGCUCUGCCCCUUGGUGUUGUUUUUGCCUUCAAACUUCGUCUUGGCCUUGUUGGACUCUUCUUUGGACUACUUACUGGUAUUGUAGCUUGCUUGUCGCUUUUGUUAGUUUUUAUUGCUAGGAUAAAGUGGGUGGAAGAAGCUGCCAAGGCACAGAUACUAACAAGUUACGGUGCCAAAGAAGUUCCAUGUAAUGUGGCGGAAAUACAAAUUAGGGAACGUGAAAAUGACAAAGUGUAA